AACUUUAUUUGUGUGGAUGAUUCUUGAAAAAUACUUUUCUUCAUUCAAACACAAAAUAGUAAAGAUAAUAAUACUAACAGAAUGAAACCUCUAGCCCUUCUAACAUUUUUUUCUGUUCAUGAACAAAAGGGAAAAUGCAUAAUUGGCCCUUUUCCUUUUUUAUUUUUAAAUUUGGUCAACAUGUAUCUGUAAAGAUUUUUAUUUUAAACGCCAACUGAAAAGGAAAGCUUCAGCAACUCUCCAAAUCAAUACCAAAAGGAAAUCCAAGGAAUAGAAGAAAAUGGCGAGAUACGACAGAGCGAUCACUGUGUUCUCGCCGGACGGCCAUUUGUUCCAAGUGGAAUAUGCCCUCGAAGCCGUCCGUAAAGGUAACGCCGCCGUCGGUGUCCGCGGCACCGACAUCGUCGUCCUCGGCGUCGAGAAAAAAUCCACCGCCAAGCUCCAGGACUCCAGAUCGGUUAGGAAGAUUGUGAACUUGGAUGAUCACAUUGCAUUGGCAUGUGCUGGACUCAAAGCAGAUGCUCGCGUCCUCAUAAAUAGGGCUAGGAUUGAAUGUCAAAGUCACAGGCUGACUGUUGAAGAUCCGGUAACCGUCGAGUAUAUUACUCGUUACAUUGCAGGUCUUCAGCAGAAGUACACUCAAAGUGGAGGCGUUAGGCCAUUUGGUCUCUCGACACUGAUUGUGGGCUUUGAUCCAUAUAGCGGUGUACCAUCACUUUAUCAGACAGAUCCAUCAGGUACAUUUUCCGCUUGGAAAGCUAAUGCAACUGGGAGAAACUCUAACUCGAUACGAGAGUUCCUAGAGAAGAACUAUAAGGAAACCUCUGGACAAGAAACCAUUAAGCUUGCAAUUCGUGCAUUGCUUGAGGUUGUUGAGAGUGGGGGAAAGAACAUUGAAGUUGCUGUGAUGACAAAGGAGCAUGGCCUGCGGCAGCUUGAUGAAGCUGAAAUUGAUGCCAUUGCAGCUGAGAUUGAAGCAGAGAAGGAAGCAGCUGAGGCUGCAAAGAAGGCCCCUCCAAAGGAAACAUGAAGCAUCAACUGUUGACUUCUAUUCUAUUCACUUUUCUCUCCUUUUCUUUUUAGGGGGGUGGUGCCUGGGGGGUUGUCCGGGGUUUCUUAGUAGUCGAUUAUUGAUGUAUUGGCCUCACACUUGGACCCGGUGGAGCUUCAUCAUACACAUGAUGGAUUUUUUUUUUUUUUAGCCAUUGUUGGCAUUUUAUUUGCUUUAAGGUAUUUCAAUUAUGAAUUUCAACAGUUCCUAGAAGUUGAAGCUAUUUCUGCAAAUGUUAUGAAAUUGUUUUGACACUAAAAAGAAAGCAACCAAUUCAUUUAAUAUGCAAAAGGCUUGCAAAGAUUAAACAGUAAGAUUCUGUUUGCUUGUUAAGAUCAAUUAAUUGAGAUUACGUCUUUCAUAAACAAAAUCAAUGAGAUUAUGGGUUUG
Molecule: messenger RNA, 1441 nt
Organism: Durio zibethinus
Lineage: Eukaryota; Viridiplantae; Streptophyta; Magnoliopsida; Malvales; Malvaceae
Product: proteasome subunit alpha type-7-like
Biological process (GO): ubiquitin-dependent protein catabolic process
Cellular component (GO): proteasome core complex, alpha-subunit complex; proteasome core complex
Source: RefSeq, a predicted model, not a curated record